Messenger RNA from Trypanosoma rangeli, 1890 nucleotides. RefSeq lists its product as uncharacterized. The coding region runs from base 1 to 1890 and encodes 629 amino acids. The record is from RefSeq and is a predicted model, not a curated record. Gene Ontology annotation, molecular function: protein binding. Lineage: Eukaryota; Euglenozoa; Kinetoplastea; Trypanosomatida; Trypanosomatidae. The transcript has a single exon.
AUGCUUUUUGAGCCGUCAGGCGUGCUCCGCUCCGACUACGGGGCCUACUGCCACGCACUUGGCGUCACUGAGCGGGAGGAGCUGUACCAGUCCAUUUUCACCGACGAGGAGCGACGACAUGAGGAGGGGGCCAAAUACCUCGCGGCGCAUCCUUACCGCAACGCCCUCGUCAACCUGGAUACAACGGAUCCGUCUUUGUUCGCAGUGCAGCCGUUAACAUCCACCAAUCCUCCCUCUGCCACAACGCGUGCGGCCGUUUCCUUGGGACGUAGCACGUCCGUUGGGAGUGUGAGAACCAAAAAAAAGGGUUCCACACGUGACAACGCGGGAAUGCCUUCCCCCGCCGCAGCUCCGCCGACGCUUACAUUUAUCUCGAUGCGCCACCUCAAGUUCUGCCUCAACGAGCGUGACGUCAGACCUUUGGCGCUCGCCAUACCGUAUUGCGUCUCACUUGUUUCCGUUGAGUUUGUUGGCUGUGGGUUGUCCGAGGAGAGCUAUUUUAUGCUUGUAAAGGCGAUCUACACGAGUCGCCGCGUGGCCUCUGUAACAAUUGACUUCAACGGUACCUUCAAUUCAGGCUUCUACACGGAUCCCACCAUCACUUCCCCAUCAAGUCUCCGAACAUCGACACGGGUGGAAAGCGCGGCGCUUGUGUAUCCCGCACAUGACCUCUCGUUGAGCCAACCACUCGCAGACUCCAUGACGGGGAGUCUACAUCGCUCUUGUAUGCUGGGAAGUGGAGGCCCCGUAACGGGCACAAGAAGUUCACAGUUGCUGAAGAAAUGGAUUGGCGCCGACGCACCCACCUUUCUCCCCACAGAGUACAGAGGCUUCAAAGGCCUGCUGUUGUCGCUCGAGCAACAGGCUCGCGAGGAAAAGGGACGGAAGGGAAAAAUAGACUCUAAGAGGCAGACACAGCUUCAACAGCAGCAGGAUACCCUUGCACAGAUUGACAAGGAAAACCCUGUUCUUGUCCCACGUGGGUGGGCCGCUAUGUUGCUGACUGGCAUAAAGCACCUGAGCCUACGGGGGAACGGUAUUACAAACGACGAUGCUGCAACCAUGGCAUCGUUGCUGCUUUGUCAUCCACGUAGUGAGCUCGUCAGCCUCAAUUUGUGGGGCAACUGCAUUGGCGAUGAUGGCGCUGUGGCUCUUGCACAAAUGCUGAAGGAGAACCGCACGUUACAAGCACUGGACUUGGGUCAUAAUGAUAUUGGGGACGUGGGACUCCUUAGUUUGGUGGACUGCUUUCGCAUGCAGGAAAUGCCAUUCGAGAAGCUGCAGAUGUACCGCAAGCGGUAUCUCUUGCGUCGUGAUGCGACGAUGCAAGAACGGCAGCUGGCGACCACGCCUCCCCCAACGUACCCAAGCUACCAAGAGGUUUACACGGCGUGGUACCAAACCAAAUACCCUGCUGUUGGCGAGGAAAAGAAGGAGUCUAAAAAAGGCACGCAAGCAAAAGCCAAAAAGACAGAGCCCGUCUUGUCCCGCCCCACAUCACCGUUUGACCGUGAUUGCUUUCGAAUGGAGCACACCGUGCGGGUACCCGGCAAUACUGUUUUGCGCUGCGUCAAUCUUGGAAAUAACCGGAAGGUGACUUUGGACGGUGCGCGUGAGGCACUGCGUGUUUUGUCGCUUCGCGAGCCUGCGGAGGAGAGUGAGAUGUCGACACUUCAGAGCUGCGCGGUACAGCCACCGGAGCUUUAUUGUGCCGCCAUCACAUUACGCACCUUUGUGAUUCUGCACAGCGGCGAUCCGGGCCUGCGGGCGGUGCAGCGGGAUUUGAGCGACAUGCUCUACUGGCGGCUGCUUCUGCUACCACGGGCUCCUCUCGAGACUGAAGAGCCCGGAGAUGAGGUAAAGAAGAAGUCUUCUCGAAACAAGAAGUGA